UUUGUUGUUGUGUUUCACUUUUACUUUUACUUUUUCCUUUCCAAUUUUGUUAAUUGGAAACACAUUCACAUCUUUUCUCUUUUGGUCGUAGAUUACGUAAUUCCUUACUUUCGGCUUUUAUUUUUCUAAGUUGCUUUUGACUAAAAUGAAGAUUCUCUCUCAUUGUUCACAGAAGGAGAUUGAAGAAAAUGGUGGAUGACACCAAGGACAUGUCAGAUUUUAGGCAAUUGCUUUUGUUCUCUCUUCAAAAAGUGACUGGUCUCACUGUCUCCCCUUUUUUCUCGAAUCUCACCGACCUUGAGCUUAAAUUUCUCCUCAACCUCAUCCCAUUCCCAUAUUCCAAUGUUCACCAUCUUUAAGGCUAUAGAUAAAAUGAAUUUUGGCUCAGUAGUUGGUUUAAGAAAGGGAGAAAUUGUAGAUCUACAUUUAUAUCUUCUUGGUCUCCCGAAAUCGACUUCUCUUAAUUAUCUCUUGGUGAUAUUAUCUUUUUGAAUAAUGUGAACUUGAUGACCAAUAAAAUCAUCUAAGACUUUUAGACUUAGUUGGUCUUGGCAUAUACAAAUGGGUAUUGGGUUAUGAAAGCAGUACACCUAUAGUUAGUUAAUCCUCUACGUGUUUUUACACGCUUUCUUAGUACCGCUGAUGUUUAUAGAAGAAUACUCCAUAUGAUACGGAACAUUCAAAAUCUUGCAAGGAUAGAAGAUAGAGUUCUGAUUCUGUUUUUCGCCAAGGAUAUUUCGGCAUAAAGAAGUGAUAACUCAUCAUCCAAUUAUGAUAGAAUCUGGAUUACUCUCUUUGGAUGAAGCUGAAAGCAACAGAGAUCGAAGUUUUUGUAUAAUUUCCCUGUGAAUGAACCUAAACAUCAGAAAGAUCGCGUGAGAGAUGGAAGAUUUCUAUAGAAUUGUCCCACUUAGACGUACUCCUGAUACGGUCUAUGAACUUUGAUCACCAAGGAUUUAAUGACAUUUUAUCUCAGUAUCAAGCAAGAGAUCUUGGAAAUCAAAAGGUGAGAGGCUUGCUUAAAAGAAAAGAAGUUGAUAUCUAACCAACCAUAAAACAGAGCAUUAGAGAGAGAAAAACAGAGGUUACACACUUCCAUCCAUCAACAAAGUUAUUUUUUUAAAUUUAUCUCUUAGUCUAGGCUGAUGCAUGAUCAGAAGCUACAUCCACUAGAGGUUAUCUCUACCUCCCAAAACUUACGAAUCAAAACCGUCUCAAAAGAUGCAAUGGACUCAUUUUCAAGAGAGGCGCGGAAAUAGAAAGUUUAUUAUGGUCGUGGAGGACAUGGAAGCCAAGCUAGUCCCUCACAUAUGGCUAGCUUCAAAGUUCAAACCAUGUCCAUACAUUCUCUCUCUUUUCUCUCAUAUGUUUCCCAAAUGUAUGUACCAUCUAAGCUGUGCUCUACUCUACUCUACUUGUUUGAAUCAAAGGUCAUUGCUUGUAAAACGCCCUUUUAAUUUAAAUACUUGAUAGCAAAAGAAAAAAAAACAGAUCUUCCCAUACUCUGCGUUUGAGCAAAGCUCUCGACCAACAGUUUACUUGAAGCAAGCUACAAUUAUUUUUUUUUAAAUACUACCAAAUAUGUGUUUUUCUCCUAAAAUUUUGUCUGUCCAAAAUAUUCAUUCUUUUAUUUUUUUUACUAAUAAAAAAUCCCUACAAAAUUUUAAAGGAGUUUGAUCUCUUCCGCAAGAGAGUUGAAAAUGGCAACAAUGCAUGAGGAGAAAGAGUCGAAGCAUCACUUCCCCCACGCGGCACGAAGCCUUGUGGACGCUGAAAUUGUGAACACAAAUACUAAAAAAUACUCGAGAAUGGGCAUCUUUGAAAAAGUCGCAAUACCUUAACCAGGGUAAUCUUGAUGGACUCGGUAGUUUUUUUAUUUCGGUCAAUGACGUUUAGUAGAAAUGAUCUUAAAAAACUCGACCAAUAGAAAAAGAUAUGGCGUAACGUAACUUGAAGAGAGUAAAUACUCUAUAAAUGUCAUCCUUUUAGAAGAAAAAGGAAAAAAAAAACACUUUCAUGGCUUCUUCUUCUUCUUCCUCUUCCUCUUCUACAUCUUCUUUACCAUUACACCGUUGGAGAUACCAUGUGUUCUCCAGCUUCCGAGGAGAAGACGUACGUAAAAACUUUCUUAGUCACUUUCACAAGGAGCUAAAACUUAAAGGAAAUGAUACAUUUAAAGAUGAUGGAAUCAAGAGAAGUACGUCAAUAUGGCCUGAGCUCAAACAAGCUAUAUGGGAGUCAAGAAUUUCCAUAGUCGUUCUCUCCAUGAACUACGCUGGUUCUAGCUGGUGCUUAAACGAGCUGGUAGAGAUCAUGGAGUGCAGGGAAGUUUCGGGACAAACACUGAUGCCGAUUUUCUAUGAAGUGGAUCCAUCAGAUGUAAGAAAACAGAAAGGAGAGUUUGGGAAAGCCUUUGAGAAGAUUUGUGCGGGAAGAACAGUGGAAGAGACGCAGAGAUGGAGACAAGCUCUAACCAAUGUUGGUAGUAUAGCCGGCGAGUGUUCAUCAAAUUGGGACAAUGAUGCCGAAAUGAUAGAAAAGAUUGUUGCUGAUGUUUCUGAAGAGCUGAAUCGUUGCACAACUUCAAAGGAUUUCGACGGUUUAGUUGGAUUAGAAGCUCAUGUGGCGAAGUUGUGUUCUAUGUUAUGUUUAGAGUCUAAUGAAGUGAGGAUGAUAGGGAUUUGGGGCCCUAUUGGAAUCGGUAAGACCACCAUCGCCAGAGCUUUGUACAGCCAACUUUCUGCUGCUGCUGAUGAUAACUUUCAGUUAAAUAUUUUCAUGGAGAAUGUUAAAGGAAGUUGCAGGAGAAACGAGCUUGAUGGUUAUAGCUUGAAGUUGCAUUUACAAGAAAGAUUUCUCUCUGAAAUUUUCAACAAGAGAGAUAUAAAGAUAAGCCAUUUAGGUGUUGCACAAGAAAGGCUUAAGAAUCAAAAAGCUCUUAUUGUUCUUGAUGAUGUAGAUGAAUUACAACAACUACAUGCAUUGGCAGAUCAAACUCAAUGGUUUGGUAAUGGAACCAGGAUUAUUGUGACUACAGAAGAUAAACAGCUUUUGAAAGCUCAUGGAAUUAGUCAUGUCUAUGAAGUGGGUUUUCCAUCUAAGGAUGAAGCCUUCAAGAUAUUGUGUAGAUAUGCUUUUGGGCAAAACUCAGCACCAGAAGGAUUCUAUGAUCUAGCUGUUGAAGUUUCUCAACUUUCUGGAAAUCUUCCUCUAAGUCUCAGCGUUCUAGGUGCAUCUUUGCGAGGGGUGAGCAAGGAGGAGUGGACUAAAGCGCUACCGAGGCUUAGAACAAGUCUAAAUGGGAAAAUUGAGAAAGUACUUGGAGUAUGCUAUGAUAGUUUAGAUGAGAAAGAUAGGCUCAUCUUUCUUCAUAUUGCAUGCUUGUUCAACGGCGAGAAGGUAGAACGUGUGAUCCAGUUUCUUGCUAAGAGUGAACUGGAAGUAGAGUUUGGACUUAAAGUCCUUGUUGACAGAUCUCUUCUACAUAUCUGUGAUGAUGGGAAUAUAGUGAUGCAUUGUUUGCUACAACAAAUGGGCAAAGAAAUCAUUAGAGGACAAUGUAUAGAUGAGCCUGGAAAACGUAAGUUCCUAGUCGAUGCUAAGGACAUCUCAGAUGUUCUUGUAGAUGCAACUGGUACAGAAACUGUAUUAGGUAUAUCACUAGAUAUGUCUAAAAUCAAUGAUGAUGUGUGUAUAAGUGAAAAAGCAUUUGAUAGAAUGCAUAAUCUUCAAUUCUUGAGGCUGUACACGAACUUUCAAGAUGAAUCAUUCAAGCUGUGUUUACCUCACGGCUUAGACCGUCUACCUCAUAAACUAAGGUUACUACAUUGGGACUCGUAUCCGAUAAAAUGUAUGCCUUCCAGGUUUCGUCCUGAGUUUCUCGUGGAACUUAGCAUGAGAGACAGCAAGCUAGAGAAGCUUUGGGAAGGUAUCCAGCCGUUAACAAGUCUCAAACAAAUGGAUUUGAGUGCGUCUACGAAGAUUAAAGAUAUUCCAAAUCUCUCAAAAGCAACAAAUCUUGAGAAAUUGUAUCUUAGAUUCUGCAAAGCUUUGGCCAGUGUUCCGUCUUCUCUCCAAAACCUUAAUAAACUCAAAGUAUUGGACAUGUCUUCUUGCGUAAGACUAAACGCUCUUCCGACAAACAUGAACUUGGAAUCUCUCAGUGUCCUUAACAUGAAGGGAUGCUCGAAGUUGAGGAUCUUUCCAGAGAUCUCAAGUCAAGUAAAGUUCAUGUCUGUUGGGGAAACAGCCAUAGAGGAAGUGCCUUUGUCUAUUAGUCUCUGGCCUCAGCUUAUUUCGUUGGAAAUGUCAGGGUGUAAGAAACUAAAGACAUUCCCAAAGCUCCCAGCAAGUGUAGAGGUAUUGGAUUUGAGCAGUACGGGAAUAGAAGAGAUUCCUUGGGGGAUCGAGAACGCAUCUCAGCUUCUUAUAAUGUGCAUGGCUAAUUGUAAGAAGCUGAAAUGUGUACCACCAAGCAUCUAUAAGAUGAAACAUCUUGAAGAUGUCGAUUUAUCUGGCUGCUCUGAACUUCGCCCCCUGCUUUCUUCCAGGAGAACAAAUGAAGCAAAGAGUCUUUUGAAUGCAGAGUCUUUGAGAAAUGCAGGAAAAGAAACACCAAAAAGAACUGUAAUGGCUCGAGGAAGAAGAAUAUUAACAUGGAUGAAAACACUCUGCUCUUUUCAGUGACAGGGGCUUCUGAGACCAGAGUCUAGACUAUACGCGCCAUAGUGGAACACUUACUAUCUGGCUUGGACUCUUAAAUGCUCUGUUUUGUUCCUUUGUAUGAAUGUUUCUUUUAGUUUAAGCAACCUUCGAAUUAAACUAUUCACAUCACAAAACCAAGCAGCAGAGAUCAAGUACUGCUUCAGAUGAAAAACUGAGAGGCUAAACACAGGAAUCUGAAGAAGUGAAAAAUUGACUAAAUGCUAUAUUUAUGACGUGAGAUCCCUCUUGAACGUGCAAUUUCAUGUUAAUUUUUUGUAUAAAACAUACAUGAGCUGAAGUUUUGUGAUCGUGUAAGCACUUCGAAGAUCAACUAAAGUGAGUGCGCUUAUUAUCAAUUAUUAUUACGUAGAACCCAAAUGAAUAAGCACGUUCAUAGACAAUGGUCAAUGGGAUCACGAGAGAUACAUUAGCUAGCAUAAAGAAGAAUCAAUCUUUAUUUCCUUUCAAAAGACACAAACAUUGCAGCAAAUUCAAAAGAUGCCAUAUCAUCUCAUCUCUCUCAGCAAGAGGGAUACAAUAUGCAUCAAUUCUAACUUCCGACUAAAUAUUUUUAUAUUAAAAAAAAACAAACAAAACACAACCAGAGAAACGAACUCGUUUUCCUCUUCAAAUCAUUUAAUUUCAAGCUUUUCUUCACUUGGCACUGGCGAGCUGGGA
Molecule: messenger RNA, 5382 nt
Organism: Brassica rapa (field mustard)
Lineage: Eukaryota; Viridiplantae; Streptophyta; Magnoliopsida; Brassicales; Brassicaceae
Product: disease resistance-like protein DSC2
Biological process (GO): defense response; signal transduction
Molecular function (GO): ADP binding; ATP hydrolysis activity
Source: RefSeq, a predicted model, not a curated record